AGAAAUGUUCCGGACUUGGGCGCGUCCCUCGUACAGAACCGACUCCACACAGAUGGAAUGCGGCUUCUACUGAUUUCCAAUGCCCGCUUCUUCCUGCUCGAUGCAAUCAGCGAAACCCAGUCGAACAAUUCAUUAGAUGAAGAAUCUUCGGUCUGACCGCUGUGUGACUGAAAUGGACUUUCAUUGUCCGUCUAUAUAAAGGCACACGUACCCAGCAACCUGACUGCCAGAACCGACCCAUUCGUGAUCCUCAUUACAGCCUCUCGCUGCGAAACUCCCUCCUCUUAAUCUCACACGUCCCUUUAGCAAUGUCGCGCACUCUCCUCGUCACUGGUGCUACCGGUAAACAAGGCGGUUCUGUAAUAGCUGCAUUGCUUGCUGCCCAGGCCGAUUUUAAUAUCCUCGCCCUUACACGAGACGUCUCAUCACCCUCGGCGAAGAAGUUGGCAGCCAGAUCCACCAAGAUCACACUUCUAGAAGGCAACUUGGAUGACACAGAUGCCGUCUUCAAGAACGCCAGCAAGGUCGCGACUUCGCCUAUAUGGGGUGUUUUCAGCGUUCAAGUAACCCCUGCGAUAAACAAAACGGGACCGAUCAUCGAAGAGAAGCAAGGCAAAGAUCUUGUAGAUGCCGCUCUUAAGAACAAGGUUAAGCAUUUCGUCUACUCCUCUGUCGACCGCAACGGGCUCAAAUCGAUCGAGAACCCCACCGACAUUCCCCAUUUCAUAAGCAAGCACAACGUCGAGCUCCAUUUGUUACGCAGAACUACUGGGACUGACAUGGGCUGGACCAUACUCCGCCCCGUCGCAUUUAUGGAGAACUUUGACGGCGGUCUUGUUGGCAAAAUCUUUGCCUCGUGUUGGAAAUUGGUUGUGAAAUCUCGACCUCUUCAACUCAUUGCGACGGCCGACAUUGGAGCAUUUGCAGCCAAAGCGUUCACCGAUACCAAUAAAUUCGUUGGCAAGAGCAUCUCGCUCGCAGGGGAUGAGUUGACGUACGAUCAGAUGGCUGCGGUAUUCAAGGAGAAGACUGGGUCAGAGGUGCCCUUGGCCGCUGGCAUCCUGGCAAGGAUGACGCUGUGGCUAUCGAAGGAAAUGGGCACCAUGUUUGCCUUCUUUGAAAGAGAAGGGUAUGGUGCUGAUGUCAAAGAAUUGCGGUGCAUGCAUCCUGAGCUUAAAACGCUAGGCACUUGGUUGGAAGGAAGCGUAUAUGUGAAGCGCCCAUAGUCGGUGUUGUUUUUGGUUCACCUUGGACUGUGUAAUCACCCUGCGACUCCAUUUCUCUUCUACCAUUGCUCACACUACGUGUAGCAUUUAUCCGCUUAUCAUGUGUAGUAGUUAUAGCAUUUUUUCAUAGUCCUUUGAGGUUACAAGCCUCGUCUUUAAUUGUCAGGGGAAUGUUCUCUAGUACCGCCUCGAUGAUGAUUCCCUUAGUUAUCCUCUU
Fusarium odoratissimum NRRL 54006 is the source of this 1443-nucleotide messenger RNA. RefSeq lists its product as uncharacterized. The record is from RefSeq and is a predicted model, not a curated record. The transcript has 2 exons. Lineage: Eukaryota; Fungi; Ascomycota; Sordariomycetes; Hypocreales; Nectriaceae. Bases 309 to 1226 code for a protein of 305 amino acids.